UGUGUAGGUGGGAUAAAGGGAGAGCAAGAACACCCAAAACCAAAGAUGGCGAUUCAAGUUUCUCAAUCUCAACUAUUUCUCUUGGUUCUAAUAGUCCUAGUCAAUUUGUUGACUCAUAAUGGAGGCGUCAUUGCGAGUCAAAACUUAGCCUCAUUUAAUCGGAGCAGUUUCCCGGCUGAUUUUAUUUUCGGUGCAGCUUCUUCUGCUUAUCAGCAUGAAGGUGGAGUAAAAGAAGGUGGUAGGGGCCCAAGCAUAUGGGAUACUUUCACCCAUCAACAUCCAGAUCGAAUCUUGGACCAUAGUAAUGGAGAUGUAGCGGUCGAUUCUUAUCAUCGGUACAAGGAAGAUGUAAGUAUAAUGAAGGAAAUGGGUAUGGAUGCUUACAGAUUUUCCAUUUCAUGGUCAAGGCUUUUACCUCAUGGACAGCUAGGUCAUGGAGUAAGUAGGGUAGGCAUACAAUACUAUAACAACCUCAUCAAUGAGCUUCAAUCCAACGGUAUCGAGCCCUAUGUGACUUUGUUUCAUUGGGAUACACCCCAAUCCUUGGAAGACAAAUAUGGUGGUUUCUUGAGUCCAAAAAUUAUUGACGAUUUCCGAGACUUUGCGGAUCUUUGUUUCCAAAAAUUCGGUGAUCGAGUGAAGAAUUGGAUCACUUUAAAUGAGCCAUCGUCCUAUGUUAUGGGCUAUAAAAAUGCAAACCGUGCACCGGGCCGAUGUUCCAAAUCUAUGGGAAAUUGUUCUGCUGGGAAUUCUACUACCGAGCCUUACUUGGUAGCGCACCACCUACUUCUUGCUCAUGCAACCGCAGUGAAACGGUACAAGGAUCAGUAUCAGGGUACUCAAAAGGGUAAGAUUGGUAUAACAAUAAACUCACACUGGAUGGUGCCUUUUACUGAUCACCCUGCUGAUGUUGCUGCAACUCAGAGAGCACUUGAUUUCAUGUAUGGAUGGUUUGUCAGCCCUGUAACUCACGGUUAUUAUCCUGAGAGCAUGAGAUCUAAAGUGAAAAAUCGCUUGCCAAGUUUUUCAAAGAAGGAAAUGCACAUGCUUAAAGGAUCAUUCGACUUCCUAGGAAUCAAUUACUAUACAGCUUUUUAUGUGAAUAACAAUGACACUUGCACCUCCAUUUAUAAUCCAGAUUCUUGUGCUAAUCUCAUACCGGAGAAAAAUGGGAUCCCCAUUGGUCCAAGUACUGGUUCAUUUUGGCUCCAUGUAUAUCCUCGAGGAAUAUGGGAGUUGUUGACUUAUACUAAGAAUGAAUAUAACAAUCCUGAAAUUUACAUUACUGAGAAUGGAGUAUCGGAUUUCAAUAACAGUACACUUACAUUAGAAGAAGCUCUAGCGGAUAAACACAGAAUUGAUUCCUACAAUCUCCAUCUUCAGUUUGUCAACAAAGCCAUCAAAAAUGGUGUAAAUGUGAAAGGAUUCUUUGCAUGGUCAUUGCUCGACAACUUUGAGUGGAAUUCUGGAUACACAGUUCGGUUCGGCAUGAACUACGUAGAUUACAAAGAUGGGCUGAAGAGAUACCCAAAACACUCCGCCAUUUGGUUCAAGAAGUUCCUCCAAAGAACUCCAAAGACAGUUUUAAAUGUCAAUAGAGCCCAGUAAGUUGGGCUCGGGCAGAUGACUCAGUGAUCGAUCUUAAGCGUGAAUCGUUUGACCUAAUUUCAUUUUGGGCAUUCU
Messenger RNA from Telopea speciosissima, 1683 nucleotides. RefSeq names its product beta-glucosidase 13-like. Gene Ontology annotation, molecular function: beta-glucosidase activity. Gene Ontology annotation, biological process: carbohydrate metabolic process. The record is from RefSeq and is a predicted model, not a curated record. The transcript is spliced from 13 exons. Bases 46 to 1608 code for a protein of 520 amino acids. Lineage: Eukaryota; Viridiplantae; Streptophyta; Magnoliopsida; Proteales; Proteaceae.